CAGCAACUGUUGCUGCAGCAACAUCGCGCCCAACAGCAACAUCAGCCGCAUACACAACAACAUAUGGUUAAUGGCCGCCGCGUUGUAAUACAAACAUCAGAAAAUGGCACAACCACUGGCGUAAUGGACAUUAGCGACAUCAAGGUGGAGAAUCAAGAGGUGGACGACGAACAGCUCGACGAGGAGGAGGAGGAAGAUCCAGAGCUCAACGAUGAGAAUCUCCAGGAUAUUGAAGAGGAGGCGCAGGCAGCCGAAGCUGAUGAGGAGCCCGAAACGGCGACACAUUUGCAACAUCAGCAUCAUCACCAGCAGCAGCAACAGCAUCAUCUUCAGCAGCAACAUCAUCAUCAACAUCAGGAGCAGCAACUUCAUCAUAACCAGCCACAACAGCAGCAGCAGCAACAAGAGCAACAUCUUCACACGCAGGUCAAACUUGAGCUGGAAGAUCUGCCCGAAGAUGAAGAGGACCAGCGGGAUGAGAAUGGACAAAUGUCACAGUCAGCACAGCAGCAACAACUCGAGCUACAACAGCAAAUGGAUUAUGCGACAGCGGCACAGCAGCUGGUGCUGCCCACCGGCAGCAUAGUGAGCACCACAACGCGUGCCCCAUUAAGUGUGCCCGUUUCGGAGGCGGCACUGGUGCAGCUGCAACGUCGGCCCGUCUACAUAAGCAAUGCGACAAUGAGCAGCCUGGCGGGCGCCACAUAUGUCCGCAUGCCCACAGCGGCUGUGAUCAGUCGCAGUCCGAUGACGGUGCUCAAUGUGGUGCAGCAGUCGGGUGCACCCACUGCACAGCUGAUCUUGCAGACAACUGCUUCAGCUGCGGCUGCAACUGGAGCCGGAGCUGGAGUUGAAUCGGAAGCAGCUGUUGCUGCCGCUUCAUCGUCGUCCAGCAGCAACGAGCAGCAUCAACAAAUGGCGGCGCUGGCAUUAGCACAACAACAACAACAGCAGCAACAACAACAGCAACAACAACAGCAGCAGCAACAACAACAACAGUCCAUUAAGCAAGUGACGACCACAAACACAGUGGUGGCAUCAUCGACGACCAGCUAUCAGUGCAUGGAGUGUGUGGAGAAAUUCGAUUCGAAGGAACUCUUUGACAUCCAUCGCAGCGGGCAUGCGAACAACAUGAAAUGCGCCAUCUGCAAUAUGGUGUUGAAAUCGUUGAAGAACUAUGAGAAGCAUUGUCUACGCUGCAAGCCCUACGAGUGCCAGAUAUGUGGGCGUGUCGUACGCUUUCGCCCCAAUUUCAUAAAGCAUAUGCGCGUGCAUACGGGCCAGCAAUCGGAGCGGCAUAAAUACAAAUGCGAGGUGUGCCACAAGGAGUUCAUGAGCUUUGAAUAUUUCAAGGUGCACAAGAAGAUACACAACGAGAAUGUGAAUCUCACGUGCGAGAUAUGCGGCAAGGUGUUCAGUGCGCUCGCCUCGUUGCGCGGUCACUCCAAGCUCCACUCGGGCGUUAAGCUGCACAAAUGCGAUGUGUGCGGCAAAGGAUUUGGACAGCGUUACAAUCUGAAGAUACACGCACGUACGCACACCGGUGACUUUCCGUUUGAGUGCAAGGUGUGCAAGAAGAAGCUGCAUACGCAGUCCUCGCUGCAGACGCACAUGCAGGUGCAUCUGCGGGAUCAGCCCAAGGGUGGCGCUGCUGUGGCCGCCACUGCUGCCGUUGCCGUCGCCGCCACAACUACAACAACCACCGCAGCCAGCAAUGUCGCCGUCAGCAGUAGUAGCAAUAGCAGCGGCAGCAAUAGCAACAUUGUUGUCACGCCAGCAACAGCCAUUGUCAAACUGGAACCGGAUCUGGAACAAGCCGGCACAAGUCUGCAACAGCAACAGCAGCAACAACAACAACAACAGUUGCAGCUGCCGCUGCCGCACGAUAUGGAUAUGGACGAUCAGUCGGGUGUGAGCGAUGAGGAGACUGAGAGCGCUGUUCAUAACUUGACCAAUAAUCGCUUAACCGGCGAAGACUCCUCGAAUGGGUCUUCAUCGAAUGCCUCGCUACAGCAGCAGCAGCCGCACUCCUCCUCAGCCAGCUCAUCACAGUCGCAGCAGCAACAACAACAACAACAAUUUUUAGUUGGAACGCCUGCGCGCUCCAUUGUCAUUAAGAAUUACAUGCAACAGCAGCAGCAGUCGUCGUCGUCGUCGUCGACGACAGAUCAGUCAAUUGGUAAUGGCAAUAGCAACUGUUCGAGCGUGUUGCACACACAGGUCAUACAAAGCGGUGCAGGCACCAGCAAUGGCCAUCACAUCAUCAACAAUAACAACAACAGCACCACCACCACCACCAACACCAGCACUAAUACAACAGCUACCUCGGCCAGCAAUUUGGCACAGCAGAUGCUGCGCAAAACGCCAAUCAUACACUCAACGGGCACGCUUAGCUCGGCGCUGGCCAGCGUCGUCCAGCAGACGGGCGUUGGUUCGCCAGCGCAGUCGCCCUCAUCGUCAUCCACAUCAUGUUCCUCCACCAUGGUGGUGUCCAAGGCGACGUGUGUGCCAAUGUCAAUUGCCUCAUCGGCGGCGCUGGGUGGCUACACAAUAAUUCGCAGUACGCGAAGUCAUCAUCAUCACCAUCAGCAGCAGCAGCAGCAGCAGCAGCAGCAACAACAACCACAACAGCAGCAGAGCAACUGUAGCAGUCAGCGUGUUGUGACUGGAACGCAACAUCAUCAGCAGCAGCCACAACAGCAGCAGCAGCAGCAGCAGAGAACCAACCACCGAAACCACCACCGACGUCGACAUCUGGCUGAUAUGGACGACGAGGAUGAUGAUGACGAUGAUGAUGAGGACGAGACAAGCGCUCAAUUGCGCGCUGUAUCCAAUGGACAUCAUCCUCAUCAUCAUCAGCAGCAGCAGCAGCAGCAGCAGCAACAACAGCACCUGAAUCAAAAUCAUAAUCAUAGCCACAGCCACAGCCAGAGCCACAAUCAUAAUAGCCACAAUCAUCAAAGCCAUCAUCACCAUCACAAUCAUUUUGAUGAUGAUGAUGACGAUGAGAAAUCAUCACCGUCCCUGGCCACAGCGGCCAUUAUCAAAGUCGAACCGAAUCUCUAUUCAUCGGGCUCCGGCGACAAUUCCAACGACAUGUUCAUCAAGGAGGAGGUCAUGUUUGAGGAUUCAGUUGUGCCGCAUUCACCACAAUCGCCGCCCAGCUCCAAAUUUCGCAUCUCGAAUUUUGACAGCGAUCUGGUUGAUCAUCAUGUCGAUCUCAAUCACUCGCUGCCGCCAUAUGGUAAUCUAUUUGAGUCGCAUUCAAUACCCGACAGCAUACCCGUACAGCUCUAUCCGGAUGAUGACGAUGAUUUUCGUUUGGAUCACAGUUCGCUGGGUGGCCUGCAUAAUACCUCAUCAUCCACCACCGAUGGCGAUUUCAUUAAAAAGGAAUGGGUCUAUGGCAGCGGCACCAGCAACUAUGCCAUGAAUGGCAAAUUCGAUGAUGACAGCGAUGCACUUUGCGAUGCCGCCAACUUCAUCUACAAUUGAGUGGUCAGCGGCGUGUGAUGAAGACGAUGACGUCUGACAAUGUGACGAUGUGGCCAUGUAAGGUGUACACCUAUGCUGACAUAUAAGGAUAUAAGGGGGCAAAUGCAUCAAACGGGUGCAGCAGCAGCAGCAGCAGCAGCAACAGUAGCAGCAGUAGCAGAUCCAGCAACAAGUUCGAAUUCUUGACGCACAAACCAUAAACAAAACACACAUUUACACACACAAACACACACACACCUACA
Messenger RNA from Drosophila grimshawi, 3737 nucleotides. RefSeq lists its product as uncharacterized. Gene Ontology annotation, biological process: regulation of transcription by RNA polymerase II. The record is from RefSeq and is a predicted model, not a curated record. Gene Ontology annotation, molecular function: DNA-binding transcription factor activity, RNA polymerase II-specific; RNA polymerase II transcription regulatory region sequence-specific DNA binding. Gene Ontology annotation, cellular component: nucleus. The coding region runs from base 64 to 3495 and encodes 1143 amino acids. The transcript is spliced from 5 exons. Lineage: Eukaryota; Metazoa; Arthropoda; Insecta; Diptera; Drosophilidae.